CUACACUUUCUCUUCUUCAUACUUCCAGCCGCUCUCUCUUCUUCCUCCUCCUCCUAUUCACACAGCCGCUUCCUGCUCGUCAGGGAAAUGGGCCUGAUCCUCAUGCCCGAGCUAUAUCGGGCCAGUUCCGUUGAAUGGAAACCAUCUCCGGUGGUCGCCUUAGCCACCAGCGCCGACAACUUUCAGGUUGCCGCAGCUCGCGAGGAUGGUUCUCUUGAAAUUUGGCUUGUCUCUCCUGGCUCAGUCGGCUGGCACUGUCAACUCAGAAUACAUGGAAAUCCCAAUUCAAGGAUUUCAUCGUUGGUUUGGUGCCGGCCAGGGUCAAGAGGCUUGCCUUCAGGUCGACUAUUCUCGUCGAGUAUUGAUGGUUCAGUUUCAGAAUGGGAUCUCAUUGAUUUGAGGCAGAAGGUUGUUAUUGAUUCUAUUGGUGUUUCUAUAUGGCAAAUGGCUGCACAGCCUUGUAGUAACCAGCAACUUAAUCAUAUCACAGACUCAAUGCAUUAUGAAAAUGGUCACUUGGAUCAUACCAAUAGUGGUGAUAUUGAAAAUGAGAGCAGUGCUAGUGGAAGUGACGACGAUGAUGACUCAGUUGUGCUCUAUGAAGAUCGUGCUCGUGAAGAUAGUCACAUAGCAUUUGCAUGUGAUGAUGGAUGUGUUCGAAUCUAUAGUGUUUCAUGUUCAGAUGACGUAGUGCAAAAAAGAUCAUUGCCAAGGAUCAGCGGCCGAAUAUUAAGCGUCACUUGGAAUGCUGAAGGAAAUAAGAUAUUUUCGGGGAGUAGUGACGGGAUGAUAAGGUGCUGGGAUGCAAAGUUCGGUCAUGAGAUAUAUAGGAUUACAGUUGGUCUUGGAGGUUCAGGUAGUGGAACUGAACUUUGCAUAUGGUCCUUACUUGCUUUAAGGUGUGGGACCCUUGUAAGUGCUGAUAGUAAUGGCAGUGUUCAGUUCUGGGACACCCAGCAUGGAACUCUUAUGCAAGUACAUUCUUAUCAUAAAGGGGAUGUGAAUGCUUUGGCAGUGUCACCUAGCCAUAACAGGGUAUUUUCUGCCGGUUCAGAUGGUCAGGUUAUCCUUUAUAAGCUCUCUACUGAUGGAAUUGAGUCUGAUGAAGUAAGUAUUUCUCCUGUAGUGAUGAAGAACUGGGUUUAUGUUGGUUAUCAGAGGGCUCAUACACAUGAUGUCAGGGCAUUGACUAUUGCCGUUCCCAUUUGUCGUGAAGAUACGACUGAAGUAAAGGUGAAGAGACAUCGGGGUAAGGAGAAGCCCAUUGAGUAUAGUUACCAUAAAUGGGCCCAUAUGGGAGUGCCAAUGCUGAUUUCAGGUGGUGAUGACACCAAGCUUUUUGCAUAUUCUGCCAAGGAGUUUUCGAAGUUUUCUCCACAUGAUAUUUGUCCUGCACCACAGAGACCAUAUAUACAGCUUGUAACGAACACUAUUUUCAACCACACUUCUUUGCUCUUGAUUCAGGCUUCAUACUGGAUAGAUAUUUUCAGUGUUGGUGCAAGAAACUGUGUUAUCACUAAUAGUGGAUCGAGCCCUUCCGAAGGAGCUGCAAAAACAGAUCUUGUUGCCCGUAUCAAGUGCAAGGCUUCUCGGAAGAUAACAUGUAGUGCAAUUUCUCCUUCAGGUGCAUUUUUGGCUUAUUCUGACCAUGUUAAGCCCAGCCUUUUGGAACUUAACCGAACUGGAAGCGGCAAAGUUGUCUGGAAUGUGAAUAAAAGACAGCUACCUUCAGAUUUGCCAUUUCCUCAUUCCAUGAUUUUCAGUCAUGAUUCAUCACAACUGAUGAUUGCAGGAUGUGAUCGAAGGAUAUAUGUCGUUGAUUUGGGAAAUAUGCAAGUCGAUCAUGUAUUCACGCCCUGCAGCAAGGACUAUGAUGAAGAGUUGCCACCUACCGAGCCUCCUAUAACCAGAAUGCUCACGAGCAGUGAUGGACAGUGGCUGGCUGCUGUCAGUUGCUUUGGAGAUGUUUAUAUAUUUAAUCUAGAAAUACAGAGGCAACACUGGUUCAUAUCAAGGCUGGAUGGAUCAUCCGUAACAGCUGCUGGUUUUGCUCCCCGAAAUAGCAAUGUCCUUAUAUUGUCAACAUCUUUAAACCAGGUUUAUGCAUUUGACGUGGAAGCUAAGCAGUUGGGAGAGUGGUCCAUGAAGCAUACGUUUUCUCUGCCAAGAAGUUAUCAAGAGUUUCCCGGAGAAGUUAUAGGCCUCUCUUUCCCUCCAUCAGCAAACUCAUCAACUGUUAUAGUAUACAGCCCAAGGGCCAUGUGUGUAAUCGACUUUGGGGUGCCCGUCGAAGGAGAGGACAAUGGGUUGACAACCAGUCAGGAGAUGCUGUUACGGAAGAUACAGAGCACUCCGGCGAAUGGGAAAUUGAAAAAGAGGCGGUUGAAAGGAACGGCAGAGUUAGAGAGUCAAUAUUAUGGUAAAAAGAAUUUUGUUUUUCGGGAAUUCAGAGACCCUGUUUUGUUUCUUGGUCAUCUUUCGAAAAGUUCAGUCUUGGUCAUAGACAAACCAUGGAUUCAAGUGGUUAAGACAUUCGAUGCACCUGUUCACAGACACAUCUAUGGAUCAUAGUUAUUGCCAUCUAGAGACACAUGUGUUGUGUUCAAUUAACCACACCCUUCCCUAACAGGGAAAGUGUUCUUCUAAUCUGUGGCCAAAUCAUGCAAUGCAAUACCCAACCCACACCCCACUCACUUGCUGCUGCAAUUGUUGUCUGCUGCGUUCCAAUGGCUGUCUUUUUCCUUUAAUGUUCCUUUUCCUUUUUUGUAAUGUGUUCCUUAACACUAGAGAUCAAAUUUUGUGCUUCACUAUAUUCUUUUCUGAGUCCACAGGCUCUCUGUUGUUUAAAUGUAUACUCCUAGAUGGCUAAGGUUAUACUCUUGAUUGUUGUUCUUGAUUGUUAGGACUUUAAUAAAAUAUGUGUUUCUGG
Molecule: messenger RNA, 2929 nt
Organism: Cuscuta campestris
Lineage: Eukaryota; Viridiplantae; Streptophyta; Magnoliopsida; Solanales; Convolvulaceae
Source: the annotation of a GenBank genome assembly